AUGAUUCGACUCGGGUUUAUUUUCAAUCUCUGGUGUUUGUCUUUGACUGUGGUCCGCGCUUGGUCACCCGCGGCAGCCUGGUUUGCUGCAUCCUCACGUUUUCUAGCCAAUCCGUUCACGUUCAACUCGCCUUGGUUUGUGGAUCCGCCCCGUAUUCCAGUCCGGGAUAUGCCGUACAGGUACCACCACCACCACCACCACCACCAGACUGAAGAUGACGAGGAUGAGCAUGCGAAGUCGGAGAUCAAAAUACGACGACUGAUUUCCGUGGCCUAUGACGGCCGGAACUAUGUGAUGGUCGAGAAUCUGACGCUUCCAUUCGAACAGGCGGAACAGUAUUGUGAGACCGAGUUCUCGGAUCCGAUGCAUUUGAUUUCCGUGCAUUCAGAUGCGGAGUGGGAAAUGCUCAACGAUGCUUUUGGACAAACCUACCCUAGUGGAAUUUGGCUAGGGGGUAAAAUACGUCACCUCAAACCCAAAGUGUUUGCCCUAAUGUGGAAUGACCAUACCCCGGUGGACUAUCAUCGUUUCUCGGUCACGGAGCAAGAACGCUGGGUCUCCAACUGGAACGUGCGUAGCCACGGUUGUAUUGUUGCAAGUGUGGAACGAUCGAAACGGGGAAAUUGGACCACCGAAUUCGCUCCGUGUGUUGAACCGCGAGCUUUUAUUUGCAAGGAGCCCGGUGAGAGCUCUUCAAGUCGGCGAGCACAUUUUCACAUGGUGAAUCGACACUUUACCACGUCCCACCGUGACUCCAAUACUUUUGACGACCGGUUGGAUCCGUCCCUGCUACCACCUCGUCCUGGAAUGCCUUCCAGAUUCGGUCCCGCGGAACGACAGCGGUUCCGAUUUGAAGUCGUACAAAACCAAAACGAGCAGCAGCGUCACGCGGAAUCUGAAGAGAACGCGAAGCGGAAAAUCCCUUCCUACUCUUCCCCACCACCGCUUCCAGCCGAAGAAAUGCAAGUAACGGAGUCAGAAGUAAUAACAGCUGAUACCAGCGAAACUACCACCACCACCACCACCUCCGCGGCGAAGUCUGAAUCCUCAAGUACACCAGUUCCAGCCAUGAAAUCUCAUCCAGCAAGCCCAAAAUUGCCGUCUUCGACUGAGAGUGAACAGAUUCCCGUGGCCAGCGGAUCGGAAGAAUCCAGGGUGCCACAUCAAUCAUCAGCCUCGGGUCCGGCCAUCAACAUAAUCAGCACAGCCCCGGUGCUCGCAGGCAUGCCAAAUCAAAGCCAAACUCCUCCAGCUGGUCCACCGAAAUUCACCGUUGUACAACCAACGACAUCACACUCUGCCCCGACCACGUCCGUAGUUCGUAUGCCGAUUCUCAAAUCCAACGCACAAGUAAUCUACCCUCAAUCUAUCUGGGAUUUAGUUUAG
Messenger RNA from Echinostoma caproni, 1386 nucleotides. Lineage: Eukaryota; Metazoa; Platyhelminthes; Trematoda; Plagiorchiida; Echinostomatidae. The record is from the annotation of a GenBank genome assembly.